UUUACAGCAGUGUGUUCAUUAAAGUAGUUCCUGUUACCAUUCACCUGAGUCUAUCUACCUCGGUUACUGAUAGUGAUGCACCGUGUUGCUUACCGGCGAAACUGGAAAUUGAAAGUCAUAAUCUUAUCUAGCUUAUCUGUACCGAUUUACCGAUUUAUACGGUAGCAGUGUGAAAAUGGCAGCACAAGGUUUGAGUCCUGGAGAUCCAAGCUCGUUUGCAAGGCCAGAUGAAGCUGAAGUUUCUUCAGUCAGUUUGUACCUGGAUGUAGAUUUUGAACGCAAGGUUUUGUGUGGGAAAGUAGAUUUGACUGUUGAUAAGAAGAAAGCUGAAGUUACUCAUGUUCUCCUUGAUUCUAAAGAUUUGAAUAUAAUCAAAGUAACUGGCCAUGGCUCAGGCCAAGUUCUGGAAUUCUCUGUGGGUGAGAACAUAAGUACCCUUGGAUCCAAAUUGGAGAUUAAAUUACCAAGUACAACAGAAAUGAGGCUUAUGCUCAGUAUCUUGUAUGAGACGGAUGUCAAUUCUAGUGCCUUGCAGUGGCUACCGCCUGAGCAAACUGCUGGUUGUAAACAUCCCUAUCUCUUCAGUCAGUGUCAGGCAGUCCAUUGUCGUGCCAUGUUCCCAUGUCAAGAUACACCUUCUGUGAAGGUGACUUAUACUGCUGAGAUUACAGCUCCACCUGAACUGACAGUACUAAUGAGUGCAAGGCGAGUAGGUAUACCAACAAUCAUGCCGGGAGGACUGAAGCUUCACAAGUUUGAACAGCCAGUACCAAUCCCUGUUUAUUUGGUUUCCAUUGUUGUGGGCCAUCUUGAAUCAUUGAAAAUAGGACCACGUUCUCAUGUCUGGUCAGAGAAGCAGUAUGUUGAAAAGGCAGCUUAUGAAUUUGCUGAGACUGAACAAAUGUUGUUAGCUGCUGAGAGCAUUUGUGGUGAAUAUGUGUGGGGAGUCUAUGACUUGCUUGUUCUACCACCCUCUUUUCCCUUUGGAGGAAUGGAGAAUCCUUGUCUCACCUUUGUUACUCCAACUGUGUUGGCAGGAGAUAGGUCUCUUGCUGAUGUAGUGGCUCAUGAAAUCAGCCACAGUUGGACUGGAAAUUUGGUUACUAACCGGAACUUUGAACAUUUCUGGCUUAAUGAAGGAUUCACAGUAUUUGUGGAACGUAAGAUUCUGGCAAAGUUGUAUGGAGAGAAGGCUCGACAUUUUUCAGCAAUUGGUGGAUUGAAGGACCUGAAAGAUGCAAUAUCAGCCCUUGGAGAAAACAGCCCUCUGACAUGUCUAGUGCCAGAUUUGAGAGGAAUUUCUCCUGAGGAUGCAUUUUCUACUGUCCCCUAUGAGAAAGGUCAUACUCUUCUGUUCCAUCUUGAAGAGCUUGCUGGAGGACCAGAGGUAUUUGAUCCAUUCCUGAAAGCAUACAUAACUAAAUUUAAAUACAAAUCAAUAGACACAGAUGAUUUUAAGAAGUUUUUAUAUGAAUACUUUCCAAACAAUAGCCUACUUAAGGAGGUGGACUGGAAAGAAUGGUUGUUCAAACCUGGAAUGCCUCCUGUUAUUCCCAAGUAUGACACCUCAUUACAAGAAGUAUGCACAGGUCUGUGUAUUAAAUGGAUGGAAUGGGAUGCAGUGGCAGGUGGUCCUUGUCCAUUUAAACCUGACGACAUAAAUAAUAUGAGUUCCGGACAGGUGCGAGAAUUUUUGGCUCAGCUGCUUGAGGAGAACCCUUUGUCUGUUACCAAGCUACAGACAAUGGAGAAUACAUACAAAUUAAAUUCCAUGGGCAAUUCUGAGAUAUAUUUCAGGUGGCUUCGGUUGGGUAUCAAGGGCAGGUGGAAAGAGCAGGUGGACCGUGCACUAGAGUUCGUUGUUGCACAAGGCCGUAUGAAAUUUGUUCGGCCCCUUUACAGGGACAUGUAUGACUGGGAAGAUGUGAGAGACAAGGCAAUAGCUGUGUUUAAAUCUAACAAGUCCAAGAUGAUGUAUUUGACUGCCUACACUGUUGCCAAGGAUUUGCAUUUGGAAUCCUGAAGUGCAGCUUCUGGAUAAGCUGCUAUAUGCAUCCAUAUAGGCUGACUGAGAUGAGUCCACUGAGAUAUUUGAAGUGAAGUAUUGAGAUCUCAUUGAUAAUUCUUGAGGUGAAUGCUGUGUGUAUAAUUUUAAUUUGGCUGAUUAGUGCAUACAGGGUACAGGGAUUAAUUAAGAUUUGAAAGAACUUGAUGCAUCACUGUAGCAAUGAGUCCCAUACUAAGUGUGUGGGCCCAUUAUGUGGUAUUUCUAGGACUUAAGUUGGUCAAUUUUUAAUUUUCUUGUUUAUAUUUACAUGUUAUGGGGCACUAUGCUACAAGCCAGAAAGUUGCUGGUUCAAGU
Messenger RNA from Cryptotermes secundus, 2362 nucleotides. Its product is annotated as leukotriene A-4 hydrolase. NCBI's taxonomy places the organism in Eukaryota, Metazoa, Arthropoda, Insecta, Blattodea, Kalotermitidae. The record is from RefSeq and is a predicted model, not a curated record. Gene Ontology annotation, cellular component: cytosol. The transcript has 13 exons. Gene Ontology annotation, molecular function: zinc ion binding; metallopeptidase activity; epoxide hydrolase activity. Gene Ontology annotation, biological process: peptide catabolic process; proteolysis. Bases 176 to 2023 code for a protein of 615 amino acids.